AUGCAGUGUGUUUUAGCAAUUCUUUUAUUGACGGUGUGGAGUUCAAGUCAUAGAAAUCGUUUAGUCAUAACGAGUAUUAAUUCGAAACGCCCUUACUAUGGUAACUUUUCACCUCAUGAUCGAGACUUAUUCCCAGUACCCAAAAGAGACUCAAAUGUAUACAUGACAGAUAACGAGAUGGAAAGUAAAGGCACAUAUUUUAGAGCUUACUGCUCAGAUACCCUUACUGAACAUGAAAUAAUUCAGGAAAUUAGUCCAGACUUGGUUAAAGUAGGAACUCAAAAAAACAUUUUAUUACCCCGAGUUGAUGAGAAGCUUUUUUAUUGCCAUAACGCUAUAGAUGAAUUGUGGCAUGAAUCGAAAGGUUCUCAGAUCAAUUUAUCCCAAGUCGUAGAUCGCGAGGAAUGUCCGAAAGGUGCCAUAGUCAGUUUGGCUUUUUGGGGACAUUGCAGCUUCUAUGGAUCCUACAGCAACAUUUUCCCCAAAGCUGUAGUUAAAGACAUUCACAUCAAUGCCGACGUUGCGCUACGUAUCCAUGAUGAAGUCCAUGACGGCAAAUUCUAUGUAGGAAUGACUACGUUACCCGGUAAACAAUUUCUUGCAUGGUAUCAAGGGAAUCUUCAUGUCUUUUUAAGAACAAGAGAAAAUGCGUGGUACCUUCUCACCGAUACCAACGGAAGGCCCGAAAAUGGCAUUUUAAUCAGCAAGCUUGCAUGGCUCACUAACGGCCCGUUCCUGCCCCUACACCAAUUCUUAGCGGAUCGGACAUCUGAGCCGGCAAAAGAAUCACGUCGAAAGCGUUGUUAUAAGAUUAUCACUUGCAAAUAUGAAUCUUCCAAAAGCAAGCUACGUCGCCAAAUGGCUGAAAUUAAAUUGGAAAAGUUGGAAGUAAUAAAUGCUAAGGGUUAUGUCGGUAGCUCGCCGCGACCUGAAUAUAUUAAUUCGUGGAUGCGAGAGAUUAUACCACCCCGCGUUCAGCACAAUGAUGGAAGAUCGCUACGAUCAAAGAACACUGAUUUAUGGAUCAAAGAAAUAUAUGCAUCACCUAAUCCAUCGGCUGAGAGUAGUAGCCCCCAAUAA
This is a messenger RNA of Blumeria graminis f. sp. triticale, 1080 nucleotides long. Lineage: Eukaryota; Fungi; Ascomycota; Leotiomycetes; Helotiales; Erysiphaceae. The record is from the annotation of a GenBank genome assembly.